Messenger RNA from Rhododendron vialii, 1921 nucleotides. Its product is annotated as L-ascorbate oxidase homolog. The record is from RefSeq and is a predicted model, not a curated record. The transcript is spliced from 8 exons. Gene Ontology annotation, molecular function: copper ion binding; oxidoreductase activity. Lineage: Eukaryota; Viridiplantae; Streptophyta; Magnoliopsida; Ericales; Ericaceae. Bases 89 to 1723 code for a protein of 544 amino acids.
CAAUAUUUAUUCAAUAACCAUUGAAGGGGCUUCUGCUCUCUCUCUCUCUCUCUCUGCGUGUGUUAGCGCGCAUGCUCUUGUGGUGAAAAUGGGGCUAAAUUCAGGGGAACCCGCAACUACAUGGUACCUUUGUUUUGCCAUUGUUUACAUUUUAGCGGCGGGCAGUGUAGGCGCUGAGGAUCCUUAUAGAUUUUUCACUUGGAAUGUUAGCUAUGGAGAUAUCUAUCCCCUUGGUGUUCGUCAACAGGGAAUUCUUAUAAAUGGACAAUUUCCUGGUCCUGAUAUAUACUCUGCUACGAAUGACAACCUCAUUAUUAACGUGUACAAUAGCUUACCGGAACCUUUUCUCAUCUCUUGGAAUGGAAUACAACAGAGGAAGAACUCAUACCAAGAUGGAGUUUAUGGAACUACAUGCCCCAUUCCUCCAGGGAAGAACUUCACUUACACAUUGCAAAUGAAAGAUCAGAUUGGCAGCUUCUUCUAUUUCCCAUCUCUUGCUUUCCACAAGGCUGCAGGUGGAUUUGGAGGCAUUAGGAUUCUCAGCAGGCCACUCAUUCCUGUCCCAUUUCCAGAACCAGCAGCUGAUUACACUGUACUCAUCGGAGAUUGGUACAAAAAAGAUCACAAGAUGUUGAAGGCCAUUUUGGACCUUGGCAAAAGGCUUCCUUUCCCUGAUGGCAUCCUGAUCAACGGCCGCAGACCCAAUGGUGCAUCUUUUACAGUUGAACCAGGAAAAACUUACAGGCUUAGAAUAUCCAAUGUGGGACUCCAAAAUACUCUCAAUUUUCGUAUUCAAGGGCAUGAUAUGAAGUUGGUUGAGGUUGAAGGGACUCAUACUCUGCAAACCACCUUGUCCUCCCUCGAUGUCCAUGUAGGCCAAUCCUACUCUGUGUUAGUUACAGCAAACCAAUCGCCUCAGGACUACUAUAUUGCAGUUUCCACUCGUUUCACCAACAAAGUCCUCAACGCCACCGCCAUACUUCACUAUAGCAACUCUGCCAAGCCGGUGUCUGGUCUACCACCCAGCGCACCCACCACAGUCGAGUGGUCCCUAAACCAGGCUCGUGCCAUCAGGACAAACCUUACAGCAAGCGGACCAAGACCUAACCCACAGGGCUCUUACCACUAUGGUCUUAUAAACAUCACCAGAACUAUCAAACUGGCUAAUUCAGCAGCUCAAGUCAAUGGCAAGCAGAGAUAUGCAAUUAACAGAGUCUCCUUCGUCCCUGCUGACACACCCCUCAAGCUUGCAGACUAUUUCAAGAUCGAAGGAGUUUUCCGCGUUGGUAGCAUAUCUGACAACCCCAAUGAUGCAAAAGUGUACCUCGACACAUCAGUUAUGGGCGCUGACUACAGAGCUUUUAUCGAAGUUGUGUUUGAGAACCGUGAGAGCAUUAUACAAAGCUGGCACCUUGAUGGGUAUUCUUUCUUCGUGGUUGGAAUGGAUGGGGGCCGAUGGACUCCUGCUAGUAGGAAGCAGUACAAUCUAAGAGAUGCAGUUUUCCGUUGUACCACACAGGUGUAUCCAAAUUCAUGGACUGCUGUGUACAUAUCACUUGACAAUGUUGGAAUGUGGAAUCUAAGAACAGAGUUUUGGGCACGCCAGUAUCUCGGACAACAGUUUUAUCUGCGCGUUUAUACCUCAUAUCAGUCUUUCAGGGAUGAAUACCCCAUUCCAAAAAACGCCCUUCUUUGCGGUAGAGCAGAGGGCAGGACCGCAUGACCAAUUGCAUGAAGCUUCUGAAGAGGAUGAAGGGACUAACCUAUACAAGUCUAUAAUGACCUGAACAACUGGUCAUAUUUUUAGCCGAAGGAUGAUUCUGGGAUCUGUUAUUUGGAUUUGUUGUAAUGUGACUGAAUAAAUCCGCAACACAUACAUCUUGUAGUGGUUCUUCCUCAAUAACAUUAGUGAGUGAACUCA